CAAAUAUCACUCUCAAAAAUAUAAACAUGGUACUCUUACAUUCUUCUAAGAAGUUCAGAGGUGUCAGGCAACGCCAUUGGGGUUCUUGGGUUGCUGAGAUUCGUCAUCCUUUAUUGAAAAGAAGAAUAUGGUUAGGGACCUUCAAAACAGCAGAGGAAGCGGCCAAAACCUACGAUGAAGCAGCCAUCCUUAUGAGUGGCCGGAAAGCAAAGACAAAUUUUCCGGCGACGGAAAACUUGUCAAGCAAUGAGACAACAAGAUCAACAAAAGAAUCAUCACCAGCAUCAAACUCAGUAGUCUCUACUCUUCUAAACUCGAAGCUUAGAAAAUCGUAUAAGAAACUAUCUCCUUCUCUUACUUGUCUAAGGCUUGACACUGAGAACUCCAACAUUGGAGUAUGGCAAAAGAGAUCUGUUGGAGGACAAUCUAACUCUAGUUGGGUUAUGACUGUAAAGUUUGAUACAAAGAACAAUAUUGAAGCUCAAGAAAUUAAGGGUGGAAUUAGUGAAGAGGAGAAAAUUGCGUUACAAAUGAUUGAGGAGCUUCUAAACAACUAUUGAUUAUCUUUAAUUUGUUAUGCAUUACUAUAAUAUAGUUUGAUAAAUAUGUAAUCCUCAUCAAAGAAAUUAUGUGAGUGAUUUAAUAUUGAUAUAUAUCAAAGAAAUCCUUAUAAGAAA
Messenger RNA from Beta vulgaris subsp. vulgaris (sugar beet), 677 nucleotides. RefSeq names its product ethylene-responsive transcription factor WIN1. The record is from RefSeq and is a predicted model, not a curated record. Bases 27 to 560 code for a protein of 177 amino acids. The transcript has 2 exons. Gene Ontology annotation, biological process: regulation of DNA-templated transcription. Gene Ontology annotation, molecular function: DNA binding; DNA-binding transcription factor activity. NCBI's taxonomy places the organism in Eukaryota, Viridiplantae, Streptophyta, Magnoliopsida, Caryophyllales, Amaranthaceae.